This is a messenger RNA of Heterotrigona itama, 1392 nucleotides long. The record is from the annotation of a GenBank genome assembly. Lineage: Eukaryota; Metazoa; Arthropoda; Insecta; Hymenoptera; Apidae.
AUGGCAUCGAAUGUUGUGAUUUCAGCAAAUCUGUGCUGUGUAGCGUCCGGAGCUUUGCUAGGAUGGACGAGUCCGGUGUUACCAAACCUGGAGAAUUCUUUGGACGACAAUCCCCUCGGCACAAAAAUCACCGCCGAUGAGAACUCUUGGAUCGGCUCCUUGAUCUCCGUGGGAGCGAUUGUUGGCAGCUUCGUAGCUGGCUAUUUGGCGGAAAGAUGGGGUAGAAAAAAGACGCUGUUAUCCUCCGUGGUGCCAUUUCUGAUCGGCUGGGUUUUAAUCGCAACAGCCGGCGUCGUCUAUCAGCUGUUCGUGGCCCGAAUAGUUCUUGGUUUCGCUUUAUCGUUCGCUUUCACGGUCGUGCCCAUGUACUGCGGUGAGAUCGCUGAGACGUCCGUCAGAGGAGCUCUGGGAUCUUUCUUGCAACUGUUCGUCACCAUCGGUCUCCUGUACGCGUACGCCAUCGGCCCGUUUGUCUCCUAUGUGGCGUUCGCGAUUGUCUGCGCCAUUCCACCCGUGGCGUUCUUCGCUUGCUUCUUCAUGAUGCCCGAGUCACCGUACCACCUGCUCAAGAUCGGCAAGAGAGAAGAGGCGGUCCAAGCUUUGGCCAAACUGCGAAGCAAGUCACCAGCCAGCGUGCAGAAGGAAGCUGACGAAAUACAGGCUGCCAUUGACGAAGCGUUCAGGAACGAAGCAAAGAUCAGCGAUUUAUUCAAAGUGAAGGCAAAUCUCAAAGCUUUGAUAUUCACAUGCUUGCUCGUCUCGUUUCAACAAUGCAGCGGCAUCAAUGUUGUCCUCUUCUAUAUGGGAUCAAUCUUCCAAGCUGCGCACAGUGCGUUGCCUGACUCGAUAUCAACCAUCAUCGUCGGUGUUGUUCAGACGGCCACAUCUGGUAUCACGCCGCUAAUUUGUGACAAACUUGGCAGGAGGAUGCUGCUCAUUACCUCCGGAAUCGGCGAGAUCGUCUCCUUGAUUGCGCUCGGCCUCUACAUGUUCCUCCAAGACGUCGAAAAAUCGGACGUUAGCGGCAUAUCGUGGCUUCCUGUCGUGUCGCUGGUCAUCUUCAUCGCGUUGUAUUGCAUAGGCUGGGGACCGCUCCCGUGGACCGUGAUGGGCGAAAUGUUCGCGUCGAACGUGAAAUCGAAAGCUUCCGGGAUCACGGUGUCCGUCUGCUGGCUGGUUUCCUUCUUCAUCACCAAAUUCGCCAGCGAUUUGCAACGGGUGUUUGGCCAAUAUCUGCUGUACUGGCUGUUCGCCGUAUUCUGCGUGCUGAGCGUGUUGUUCACGUUCUUCAUAUUGCCGGAGACGAAAGGGAAGAGCCUGCAGCAGAUUCAAAACGAGCUGAGCGGCGAGCAUCCGGAGAUACCAGAGUUCGGCGACUCGAGUAAACAGUGA